Messenger RNA from Macadamia integrifolia, 746 nucleotides. Its product is annotated as protein translation factor SUI1 homolog. Lineage: Eukaryota; Viridiplantae; Streptophyta; Magnoliopsida; Proteales; Proteaceae. Gene Ontology annotation, molecular function: RNA binding; translation initiation factor activity. The record is from RefSeq and is a predicted model, not a curated record. The coding region runs from base 228 to 569 and encodes 113 amino acids. The transcript is spliced from 2 exons. Gene Ontology annotation, biological process: translational initiation.
UAACCCAUCGUCCCCGAACCCAGGUUAGAUCGUGCGGCCACGAUUAACCUUUCUAGAACAUGAGUCGGUUUCUCAGACACUAUAUAAACCUCCCAAACUUUCCAAAAUCUUUACAUUGAGUUUCCUACAUUUCUCGACUCUUCCGAGUCAGUGUUCUCUGUUCUUGCGGCCAUUAGAUAAGCAACCAAGGAAUUAGUUCUAUUCUAGAUUCAAAUCUUUCAGUGUACAUGGUUGAACUCGACAUCCAGAUCCCUCCUCCUUUUGACCCAUUUGCUGAGGCUAAGGACUCAGGUGCCGCUGGGGCUAAAGAGUAUGUGCACAUCCGUAUACAGCAGAGGAAUGGAAAGAAAAGCUUGACGACAGUGCAAGGGCUGAAACAAGAGUACAACUGCGAGAAGAUCCUUAAGGACCUCAAGAAGGAGUUUUGUUGCAAUGGUACUGUUGUGUCAGACCAGAAAUUGGGGGGAAAGGUCAUUCAGCUCCAAGGUGAUCAACGGAAGAACGUCUCAAAUUUCCUAAUCAAGGCUGGUAUUGCUAAGAAAGAGCAGAUCAAGAUUCAUGGUUUCUAAGUUCUUAUAGUUGAAGAUUUGAAUGUAAUCGACUCAUAUAUGCUUGAAGGUCUUAAGUGGAUUUUUCUGUUUACUUAUGUUUCUUUUCUAGUUAUUGUCUUUGGGGUGUAGAGGGUGAUGAACACUACAAAAUGGGUUGUAAUGAAGCUUUGAUCAAUAAUAUAUAUUGGAUUAAAA